This is a messenger RNA of Musca domestica (house fly), 5000 nucleotides long. Its product is annotated as esterase B1-like. The record is from RefSeq and is a predicted model, not a curated record. Bases 320 to 2041 code for a protein of 573 amino acids. Gene Ontology annotation, molecular function: cholinesterase activity. Lineage: Eukaryota; Metazoa; Arthropoda; Insecta; Diptera; Muscidae. The transcript is spliced from 4 exons.
CGCAAACCAACCAACCAGACCUAGCACAUUGUUCAAUGUUUGACGAAUAUAAAUUUUAUUACCAAAACAAAAUUCUAGCGUUCCAACAACAACAACAACAAAAUGUUAUAAGGUAAAUGACAUUAAAAAUAAACAAUUAUAUUGAAAUAAUUAAUUCGAAUACCUGUUUGCCGAAACAGCCUAGCAUAAAAUGCAUGCAGUCUGGAGAAUUAGUCGGCCACACGUUCUAAUCAGUUCGAAAGUGUUAAUCGUGCAACGCGGCUGUUUAAAUCGCGAGCAUUUCAAUUAAUCCAAAAGAAAAAUAGAAAACAUAUUCAAAAUGGAAUUUAAAGCUAGUUUCUUUCAACACAUUCAAAACGCAUUUAGUUACAUAAAUUACAAAUACAAUCAGUUACGCCAUACCACAAAUGAAUAUAGAAUUAUCAACACUUCUUAUGGUCAAAUUAAGGGAGUUAAACGGAUAAAUUCUUGUGAUUCAAAUCAGAGCUUUUUUGCCUACGAAGGUAUACCAUUUGCCAAACCACCCAUUAAUGAGCUGAGAUUUCGUGCACCGCAACCUCCUGAGCCAUGGCAGGAUAUACUUAACUGUACGAGAACAAAAUCAAAACCUUGCCAAGUGAAUGCAUUGUUUGGAUUCGUUGAGGGAUCGGAGGAUUGUUUAUACCUCAAUGUUUAUGUUAAAGAGAAUGAGAACGUUAAACAACCCUUACCAGUAAUGGUGUAUAUCUAUGGCGGGGGAUUUCAAUUUGGCGAGGCCACAACAGAUCUGUAUGAUCCAAAUUUCUUUAUGACUCAGGAUGUCAUUGUGGUGACUUUUAACUACAGACUUGGAGUAUUCGGAUUCCUCUGUCUCGACGAUCCCAAUCUCAAUAUACCCGGUAAUGCUGGCAUAAAGGACCAACUUUUAGCAUUAAAAUGGAUCAAAGAAAACAUACACAAUUUCAAUGGAGAUCCGGAAAAUAUUACUCUUUUUGGAGAAAGUGCUGGAGCUGUUUCGACGCACAUGUUAAUGCUGUCUCCUCAUGCCAAGGGCUUGUUUCACAAGGCCAUUCUACAAUCGGGUUCUGCAUUAUGUCCAUGGGGUUUUACCAACAAACAUGAUUGGGGCUAUAAAUUGGCCUGUCACUUGGGCUACAAGGGAGGCAAUGAUGAUGAGGCUGUUUACAAAUACUUAAUGGCAUGUAAAUCUCGACAUUUGACCAUCAAACCCAGAGAUCUAUUAACAGAUACAGAUAUAUUGGAAACUAAUGCAUUCUGCUCAUUUGUACCCGUUGCGGAGCCAUAUGAGACCAAAGAUUGUAUAAUCAGCAAAUCGCCUAAGGAAUUACUCUCCACUGCCUGGGGUAAUACAAUACCCGUCAUUAUUGGAGGUAACUCAGCUGAGGGUUUGUUUUACUACCACUAUCUUAAGGAGUAUGAGGAGUUGUAUAGAAACCCCGAAAACUUACAACAUUUAUUACCCGUUGAAAUAAAACUCGAGUUAACGGGAACAGAAACCCACAAAAUGUUGGACAAACUAAAACAGGAAUAUUUCAAUGGCAUGGAUCCCCAUAUAAGGGAGAAUUUUCUGUCCUACCUGGAUGCAAUGGGUCACAAAUAUUUCUGGCAUCCCAUGUAUCGGGCCAUUAAAGCUCGCUCAGCAUAUGCCAAGAAUGCCGCCACAUAUUGCUACUUUUUUAAUUUUGUGACGAGUAAAGGAAAUUUGUCUCGAGUGUUCCUAUGUUCCGAUCCCAAUGCCACAGGUGCUGGCCAUGGUGAUGAGGUCUGCUAUCUCUUUAGAAAUGCCAUAUCAAAAACUCUUUUAUCUUCCCAGACUGAAUUGGAUUGCAGAUCGCAAAUGAUUGGCAUGUGGUGUAAUUUUGCGUUACUUUCCACUCCAAAUUGUUACAAAACUAGUGCCAUCACUUGGGAUAGUGUGAGCGCGGAUGCGAAUGAUGUAAAGUGUCUGGUUAUUGCAGAUACAGUUGAAAUGAAUACUCUGCCGAUUCAGAGACAAAUGCAAUGCUGGUCUGAUUUUUAUACCAGCGAAUCUUUAAUUUAAUUUAAUUAAGUGUUAAUGUAGUUUCAACAGUAAACAUUUCUAUGAAAUAAGCAAGGGAGAGCUAAGUUCAAAAUCUGUUAUUUUUCUCAGCUGAUCGUUUAAAGAAUAUUUUUUUCAAUUUUACCUAAAAAAUACUCUUCUUCGUCAGAAAAUGUUAAUUUUUUUGAUAAGUGUGUUAGUUAUUUAACAAUUAUUAACCAGUAAAGAAAGUCUUAAAGUCGGGCGGGGCCGACUUUAUGAUACCCUUCACCACUUUGCUAAUUUAGUAAAGCUCCAUAUAAAAAUUAAAAGUUUUUUUAUUUGAGAAGGGACUAAAUAUGCCGAAGCAUUUGAAUCUUUUAAAUUCGGACUUGUAUUGCCCAUUUGGUGUACAAUUAAUUUGAAAUCGGAUAAAGAUAUAUAUGGAAGCUUUAUCCAAAUCGGAACCGAUCUCGAUAAAAUUUGGCAAAGAUAUUUCUGAGCUGUAUUUAAUAUAUAUCUCUAAAUAUCGUUGUUAGGGAGUGCAUAUUACGGCUGUGGGUAACAAAUAUAACAAAUCGGAUGAACAAUAUAUAUGGGAGCUAUAGCUAUGUCUGAACCGAUCUUCACCAAAUUUGGCAUACUGCCUUCUAGACUCAAUUCGGUCGUAUGUGUCAAAUUCCAUCCAAUUUGGACAAUAUUAGUCGUUUGGUGCACAAUAAAAGGUAAAUCGGACGAAGUUAUAUAUGGAAGCUUUAUCCAAAUCGGAACCGAUCUCGAUAAAAUUUGGCAAAGAUAUUUCUGAUCUGCAUUUGAUAUAUUUCCCCAAAUAUUGUUGUUACAGAAUGCAUAUUACGGCUGCGGAGGACAAAAAUAACAAAUCGGAUGAACAAUAUAUAUCUGAACCGAUUUCGAUAGAAUUUGGCCUACUUAUUUUCAGGCCUAAUCUGGUUUUAUGUACAAAAUUCCAUACCAUUCGGCCUGAUAUUACACGUUUAGAGCACAAUAAAAGGCAAAUCGGACGAAAAUGUAUAUGGGAGCUAUAUCUAAAUUUUGACCGAUUAUCUCCAAUUUCAAUAGGGUUCGUCCUUGGGCCAAACAAAUGAUAUGUGCAAAAUUUCAUCUGGAUAGGGCAAUAAAUGCGAACUGAACUUUGUUUACAAAAAUACAUGGAUAGACGGACGGGCGGACAUGCAUAAAUCGAGAAUGUGAUUCUUUGCAGAUCAUCAAAAGGAACUAUGGAUCUAUCUCGUUUCCUUUUGCCUGUUACAAACAAAUGCACAAAGACACCUUGUGGUGUAGGGUAUAAAAAGCAGCUAAGUUCGACUGGGCCGAACUUGUUAUGUCCUCCAUCAUUUGGAAGGAAAUUGAAAAAAUCCGAAAACUACCUUCUAAAUGGAAACCGUUAUAUGGGGACUGUACGAAGACGUAGAUGAAGACGUGAAUAAUGUCGCUAAAAUCAUUAAAACAUCGAAUAUCGUUAUAUGGGGGGCUAUACGAAGACGUGGACCCUAAUACAAAACAUUUUGUCAUAGGUUGUAGUACCAACUUAAAAUACGAAAUUUGAAAUAAUUCCGGUAAAUAAUGUCGCUUAAAUAUCCCUAAAAUAUCCCAGACAAAAAACAAGGGAACUGAUGAGGAUUGGUGGCUCUUUCCCUGCCCUGUCCCCUGGUAAACAUUACCAUCGUUCUCCACUUGUUUCUAUAAAAACAACAACAAUGGGAUUAAGCCUGGCUAUUUUUAAACAACAAAGUGAUUGCCAUACAAUGUUGGAGCAUAUAUAAAUUGUAAUUUUCAAAGGCUUUUGGCCUUUUAUAUUUUAUACAUACAAAAUAAUACAAUUCACAAUAUUUGGAUCUUCAACACUUUAUAACUUUAUGUGAGAAAGGUUAGAAUUAUUGGUUUUUGGAAUAGGAUUUUCUCCCUAAUGAGAAUUAAAAGUAUUAAUAUUGAAACUAGCAUUUAUGCUGAAAUUUUAUUCCAAAAUUGGUUCCAACCCAAUGUAAACUUAAACUUAAACCAAAACCAUUUGUUAAUAUUUCUCCUUCAGAGGUUUAAAUGCCCAUUAUGUGCUUUAAAUCAUGAAUUUCAGAAAACUCCGUUCAAAAUGUGUCGAAAGUCUGCCUUAACUUUAUGACAAUUUUCUUUCAGAAUGGUAAUUACCCUAUUUCAAAUGCUUCUAUUUAAAAAUUAUGCUUUAAACAUUAAAAUUCGAAAUUGCGGGAGCUACAACUUAUGAUGCAUUUCGAACAUGACCCAUCAGCAAAAAUUGGCUUCUCUAUCACAAUUCGGUUGGAAAAUCAACAGAUAGCCUACUAUUAUGUCGAUUGUCGACUACUAUUUGAUCGAUUGCUAUAGGAAAACAAUGAAUAUAACUUCCAUUGUAAAGUCUUUGCUAUACCUUUCGAUCACUUUUACUUAUUUUCCAGAUUUCUUAUUCUGUUAAUACAAAAAAAUAUUGCUCAUACUUUGAUUUUGCACGUGUUGAACAUUUCUGAAUAUUAUUGUUUUUUGUUCCUACUAGUAGUCGGCUUGAAGAUGUGUUUUACGUCAGAUUUGCAAAUUCAACCAGUUUUGAAAAUAUUAGCAUCUUCAACAGUUAGCGGUGGUAUUGCCUUAUAAACACACUUCCCAAUGGUAAUACACUUGUUUUAAACUAAUCCGGAAUGCAUUCUAAUUUAUUUGAUAUAAAAGUAGUUUUUUUUUUUUUUUUUUUUUUUGUGGGAAUUAAAAUUUCAGCAUUAAUUCAUAUUCUGACACACUCAUUUCAAAACAGUCGAUUGUAGAAGAAAGCAUGAGUACCGGUGCUUCGACAUAAUUCUCCCGUUUUGAUAUAUUUUGUUGGGGAAUCGUUGGUUUCAGAAGUGAUUAAGGGAAAGUAAAAUAUCUCCUUUCUAUCUCAAGCAAAUAGAAUUAAGUUUGCCAUUACCCUUCUAAAUCCUUGUAGCGUUUAAAGUCUCUUAAAAUAUAUGUUCAAAAUAACAAAUGAAUUAUUGUUAUC